CCAACACCCGGAGUGAGCGGCGGCGAGGGAUCGGAUCGUCGGCGGCGAUGGAGGACGAGGUGCAGAGGGCAGCGGUGAGCAGUUGGAACGAGCUUGACUAUGAGGCGGAAGCGCGUUUGGUGGCGGAGGCGAGGGCGUCGUGGGAUAGGAAGGCAAGGGGGGAGGAGGAGGAUGAAGAAGAACAUGAUCCUGAGAUGACCUUGGACUACUACGCCUACCAGGCUAAAAAGUUUCGCAACACCUGGAACAUCCUCUAUUUCGGCCACUUCGGUCGCUUCGAGGACACCACAAGGAUCCCUCCUAUGCGCUUUACAGAGAAGCCGCCUGACUCCCCGGCGUACCCGCGCACUACACUGCAGGUCUUUUCGAUCAAAGUUGCAGGGAUAGAGGGGGGUUUACAGUGGCCACUCCAUGUGUUUGGGAAGGUUGCCCUACGCGACGCAGUUGAUCACAAUCGCAAUAUGGUCUUCGAUCGCACUAGAGACAACUGCCAAAUCCUUACAAAAGAGGUUCCAAAUUUGAAACUGACAGGUCCUAGCCGUGCUGUUCUGCUGGUGGAUCCUGUGACUAUUGAGGCUGACCUGAAAGUUAAAGGCCGUACUGAAUCUGAGGAUAAACACUUGAGCUUUCUAGCAGUGCCAUUCUUGGUCAUGAUCCCGCUCGAGUCAUGCCUGCGUACAAGAGAUUUCACCAGCAAGCUUAGCACGCUGAGGUUUGCUCUCGCAAUUGUUGUUCUCUCAGUGGAGGCUACAAUUAGUGUGCGAGUUCGUGGUGGGUCAUGGCCUGAUGGUCUCCGUGCCCAGUUUGCUGCCCACACGGUGAGUAUAGGUCGUGAGGAAGUUGUCUUGCUUGAUUCUGGGGACGAUAAACUGCCUGUUUCUGAUGAUGGCACUAUCAAACUUGGUCGUCGAGUUGCAUCUGUUGAAGUGAGUGGGGAGCUGAACGUUUCUGUCAAGGCAUGGCAAGGUGGUGAAGUCUUUACGCACAGAGAGAGGGGUUUCAAACCUAAAGAGGCAGGUUGGAGUUAUGGCACUCUUGACGUUGGCUUCUGCCAAAUGGAUGUAUCUGUGGCCUGGUCGCUUCUUUCGUCGUACGGUGAAAAUGAAGCUUUGUAAGAGUCGGUGUUAGCCGUGGUCGUUGCUUCGAUUCUCUAGCAUGUAAUGAUAAGUUCACAUUGGGAUAUGCUUGCUGUUUUGCUGUAAUGAUAAGUUCACAUUGGGA
Molecule: messenger RNA, 1221 nt
Organism: Zea mays
Lineage: Eukaryota; Viridiplantae; Streptophyta; Magnoliopsida; Poales; Poaceae
Exons: 3
Coding region: 48-1115 (355 amino acids)
Source: RefSeq, marked predicted